This is a messenger RNA of Malaclemys terrapin pileata, 7947 nucleotides long. RefSeq names its product LMBR1 domain containing 2 (gene LMBRD2). NCBI's taxonomy places the organism in Eukaryota, Metazoa, Chordata, Testudines, Emydidae. The transcript has 18 exons. The record is from RefSeq and is a predicted model, not a curated record. Gene Ontology annotation, cellular component: membrane. Gene Ontology annotation, biological process: adrenergic receptor signaling pathway. The coding region runs from base 309 to 2402 and encodes 697 amino acids.
GGACGGCGAGCGAUUGGCCAAAGGGAAAUGUCAGCAGCUGGGGAACCGGCUGUCCCAGUCGCGGUGACACGGAGGAAGCCGGGCCUCAAGGGAAUUGUCGCCGGUUGUUGUGGCGCAGUUUGAAACCCCCCUUCGGACUUGGGCCAUCGGUCGCUGAGCCAGGCGCCCGGGGCAGCCGCCGCAGCCGGGGGAGGAUGGAGACGGGCAGAGUCUGGCGGAGGCCCCGGUGCUGAGAGAGUGGCUCAGCCCCAGUUAUGAUCCACUUUCAUAAGUGAGCUGCAUUGGCUGGUUGGAGUGAAUAUAUAAUAAUGAGUGGAGCAGCUUUGGGUAUCGAGAUAAUAUUUGUCUUUUUUCUGGCUUUAUUCAUACUUCAUCGGUAUGGAGACUUCAAGAAACAACAUAGACUUGUGAUCAUAGCAACACUGCUGGCUUGGUAUCUCUGCUUUCUUAUAGUAUUUAUAUUGCCUCUGGAUGUUAGUACGACUAUAUACAAUCGAUGCAAACUUGCUGUUAACUCCAGCCCACCAGAAAGCAGCAGCAGCAACAACAUCAAUGGAUCUUACCCUACUUCCGCUCCAAGAAAACAUAAGUGUUUCAUACCAUGGAGUUAUAUCCCUGAUGGAAUUAUGCCAAUCUUCUGGCGUGUAGUAUACUGGACAUCACAGUUCUUAACCUGGAUACUCUUACCUUUCAUGCAGUCAUAUGCUAGAUCAGGAGGGUUCUCCAUUACUGGAAAGAUUAAAACUGCAUUGAUUGAGAAUGCAAUCUAUUAUGGCACUUACUUGCUGAUUUUUGGAGCAUUUUUAAUAUAUGUGGCUGUGAAUCCAAAUUUCAAUCUACAAUGGAACCAGCUUCAAACAAUUGGGAUAGCAGCUGCCAACACCUGGGGUCUUUUCCUUCUUGUAUUGUUGUUGGGGUAUGGUUUGGUGGAAAUUCCACGUUCUCACUGGAAUGGAGCAAAAAGGGGAUACCUUCUUAUGAAGACUUAUUUCAAGGUUGCCAAACUGAUGACUGAAAAAGCAGAUGCAGAGGAGAACUUAGAGGAUAUUAUGGAGGAAGUCCGUAAAGUGAAUGAGAGUAUCAAGUAUAAUCACCCUUUGAGAAAAUGUGUUGAUACAAUAUUGAAAAAGUGUCCUACUGAAUACCAGGAAAGAAUGGGUAGGAACAUGGAUGACUAUGAAGAUUUUGAUGACAGGCAAAACAACUAUCCAAGUGAGAAAAGUCUGGUCAAACUUCACAAACAGGUAAUUUAUUCAGUUCAGAGACACCGUCGUACACAGGUGCAGUGGCGAAUUCUUUUAGAACAAGCAUUCUACUUGGAGGAUGUUGCGAAAAAUGAAACCAGUGCAACUCGUCAGUUUGUUCAUACUUUUCAGUUCCAAGAACCUGAAAACAGAAUUACCCGAUAUUUCUACACACCAACUGUUGAAUGGUACUGGGAAUGUCUCCUUCGGCCAUGGUUUUACAGAAUUCUUGCUAUUGUUUUGGCCACAUUCUCUGUAAUUGUUGUGUGGUCAGAGUGCACAUUUUUCAGCACUAAACCUGUUCUGUCCUUGUUUGCUGUCUUCAUACAACUGGCAGAAAGAACGUACAACUAUAUUUACAUAGAGAUGGCUUGCUUCCUUACCAUCUUCUUCUUAAGUAUCUGUGUUUACUCAACUGUCUUCAGGAUUCGUGUAUUUAAUUAUUAUUAUUUAGCUUCGCACCAUCAGACUGAUGCAUACAGUCUCCUUUUCAGUGGCAUGUUAUUCUGCCGUUUAACACCACCACUGUGUCUGAAUUUCUUGGGUUUGACUCACAUGGAUUCAUCAAUCUCUCACAAAAACACUCAGGCAACUGCAUAUACAUCAAUAAUGGGCUCCAUGAGAGUGUUAUCUUUCAUUGCAGAUGGGUUUUAUAUAUAUUAUCCCAUGCUGGUUGUCAUUCUCUGUAUUGCCACUUACUUCAGCUUAGGAACUCGUUGUUUGAAUCUGCUGGGGUUCCAACAGUUCAUGGGAGACAAUGAGAUGACCUCUGACUUCAUUGAUGAAGGAAAGGAGUUAAUCAGAAGAGAAAAAAGAAAACGGCAAAGGCAGGAAGAAGGUGAAAAUAGAAGAAGGGAAUGGAAAGAGCGAUAUGGAAACAGCCGAGAAGAUUCCACUAGAAAUAGAAAUGUUCACGCAGACCAAAAAGAAUCUAGUUUCUCAGAGACCAACGCAAGCAGACCCGUGUCUAAGUAUACCAGGUCAAAUGGCAGGACCGAAAGGGAUAGAAUAGAACUCCUCCAAGAUGCAGAACCUUUGGAUUUUAAUGCGGAUUCAGUUAGUGAUGAUCCUCUUGAUCAUCCUCUUGACUCAGGAAGGUAUCAGUCUGGUGGAAGGUAUUUAUCAAUGUCACGAAGCCGAAUAUUUGAUGAUGUCUGAUCCCUUCAUAGCUUAUGAAAACUUAAUAGAAAUCAAAGUCUGCUACACAUUAUUUGGAAAACACUGUUUGUAACAUUUCUGAACCAAAAAAGACCUUUUUCUUUAAUAAUAAAAUUGUGGAAAAUAAAGGAACAAUAAUAGUUAGAAAUGCACCUUGUAUAAUAACUCACUUAUCAUGGGCUAGAGUAUACUUGUAUUAACAGGCAUUGUUACACAGGGUGGGGUGUUUUGUUUUGUUUUGUUCUUGGGGAGGCGAUAAAAUGAUUUAAAAAACCCUUGUUUAGUUAGCUAAAGGUGAAUAUAGACUAAAUUUUUGUACAUGCAAAUAGGGCUCAAAUUGAACUGUAACUUAAGGUUUUGGGAUGGAUAUUUUGUUGGUUUUUGUUUUGUUUUUAGUUUUGGAAGGAAUGUUUUUUUAAAAGAUGCUCUGAGAAAUAUAAUGUAGUUUUUAGUCAUCCUGAAGUGAAGUUAAAUGAAUUACUGUAUUACAUACUGUUAUUAAACAUCUUGCGAUUUGAAUUUUUCGCCUGAAUCAGAGUCCACUGAGGUGAAAAGUCUUCCAUUGACUUCAGUGGCCUUUGGAUCAGGCCCUUUAUGAGUAGAAUGGAUCGAAUGGCAAUUCUGCAUACAUGCGCUGGCAUAAAAUGUGGAAGGCUUACACAUCAGUCAUAGAAUUUGGAAUUUUUUCUUUCAAUAUUAUAUGCAGAUAAAUGGUAGCAUGUGUAAUUAAGGUUAAAUAUAAACAUAACUAUUUUUGCUAUCACUGUCAUUCAAGCAUGUGUGCAAUGACAGGAAUGCAUCUGGUGGCUGUUUAAGAAGACUUUUUACAGUAGUAGCAGUUGAAAAUCUUGGUGUAAGAAAUUUUAAUGUGAAAUUUAUCAGUUUUAAAUUUUAAAUGUUACAGUUUUUCACAAACUUCUAGCACAGUGUAAAACUCCUGGAGCUUUCCAUUUGAAGAAGUGAACUAUGUAGCAUGAAUCAUUAUUGGAAAAUGCUUUUGACAUCCGAACUGCACUGCCUUGCGUAAGGUAUCUGUGUUUUUCAAAGUGCCUAUAUUUUGCAAUAAUUAGGCUCUUCAUUGCAAAAAGAAGAAAUGCUUAUUCAUGCAAAUAAACACGAUCAAAAAUGCCAAUGAAAAACAGUGGAAAAAAUUCUGUCAUGCAAAUGAUUUUUUUGGGGAAAUAUGCUCAACUUAAAUUUUGCUUUGUUUGCAAUUUUCAGCCAAAGUUAGGUUUUAAGUUGACAUUUUUUAAUCAUUUAGGAGUUUUCUCAUUGCAAAAUGAUGGUGAAAGCUGAAGCAUUAGAUCUCAUAACUAUUUUUCUUUUUCAUAAUUGAAAGAUGGGCAACUCCUAAAGCAUCUAGAAAUGGGGUUACACUGAAAAAUAGGUUUUCAUGGAUGAGGUAUUCCAUUUAGUAAUAGUCUGUUUUCUAAAAUCUAUGUUGUUGUGAUUCUAACCUGCUUUAAUGAAUAAUAAUUCAGAAGUUCAGAAACUGCUACUUGUAGUGUAUUCUCUGCUUAUUUACAAUGGUUUGAGUAACUAUUUUGAAGGAUAGUGAAAUUCUAGUCCACUUCUAUAGAACCCAUUACAUAAAUAGACAUAUAAUAGCAGAUUAACUCUGAAUCCUUUCUUUAGAUACAUGUACUGUUCCUACUGAAAUCAGUGGGAACCUCAUUUGCAUCCAAGCACAUAAAUUAUCUCUUAAAAGUGGGCCUGGGAGAAUUUUUUUCAAAAUGUGUUCUGGAGUUUGGGGAGUUCCUGCUCUUGUGUGUGUUUUUUAACUUUAGAAAUCCAGGACUUGUGUGCCCUGGAAGACUGAUCAUUGGAGAACUAAUGACAGCACCAAAGACUAAAAGCUGAACAAUUGAGAGGAAAGAAAUUUUUAUUCAGACUGUUUAAAAGUUUGUCGGUCUUUAUGUUAACACCUGUUUAACUCCAAUAAGAAACAUUUUGGAGAAAGGAUCUUUAUUAAAUUCUCUCUAUCCCUCGUCUUCAAUCAAAGUAUGAUUACUGAAAAUACACAGGCUCUUCGGCACAUUCUCCUCCUCUUUUAAGUCUUCCAGCAAAACCAUAUGAGACUAGAUUUGGCAUUCUUAUAUUUUUUAUUUUAAAAACAAUGAUACCAAAAGACCUGAAAGUUUGUUUUUAAACUUCAUAAAGAAGCCCUCCCAACAUCCCCAAAAAGCACAAGCUCUUCAUUAAUGCAUUACAAGUCACAUUGAAGGGGAUCUGUUCUUCGUUCCACUGCUGUUAAGGAGAGAGAGAGAAUAAACUUCAUAGAAGGAAUACUGGAUACUCAUGAAGAGCCUGAUCCAGUUGGCAUUGUGCAAGUAGAACCUAGCCCUAAUGAGAGCUGCUCUUGCUAUCAUUUAAGUCAAUGGAAGUUUUCUUUGACUUCAGUGAGAACAUGGUCAGACCCGUAUAAUAAGAACAUUAACUAGACCCCAUGUCUGGAUUCCCACUGAUAAUUUUCAAAGUGGAGCAUAAGCAUUUAGCCAGGUGAUUCUAAUGUUAAUGGGACUCCAGUGACUAAAACACAGAUCCCAACAUGGAAUUUUAACCCCCUAACUGUGGUGGGAAUUUCUUAAGUUUUGUGGUCUACUCCAGGUGAUGGUGCAAUUAACUGAUUGUCUAGGGAUUGUCCGUAAAGCACAGGAGUAGUUGCAUCACUGAUAGGAUGUUUGGUAUUAAAAUGUUGCUUUCAGAGUUUCCCUAGGUUUUGAUUGUUAGCUAAAUGAAUGGGGUGAGAUCCUGAUACCACUGAAGAUAAUGGCAAAACUCGAAUUGACUUUUAAAACCAACAGUUGGAUUUUUAAUAAACAUUCUUGUACUAAUUAAUUUACACUCUGUUUGAAAAAGAAUCCUGUAUGGUUUCCUGUAAAUGUAAACUUGGAAGAUUUAUCAGUGUUACCAUUUUGUGAGCGGACACAAUUGUGUAAGUACAUACUGUUUACUGAUAUAGUAAUUUAUUUUACUUGAUAAAUCUCAAAAAUAUGUACAUAUUAUGUUCCUGCACCACUCACUCAAAAUUAGAAAGUCCAAAAAAAUGGCAUUGUAAACUGUACUGUGAUUGGGAGAUUGAACAAUAAUAACAUGUAUUUAUGCUGCCACUACAUAAACAUAUGCAACUAAAGAGUAUGUAAAUCAUAUUUUCUUAUAAACUAAAAUAUCAUUAUAUUAAAUUACAAGUAAUAUACACUUCCUAUCUUGCAUCAUGUUUUUCACACUGCUUGAUUUAUAAUUGUGAAAUAUGCCAAAAAAGUAGCAAGUUAAAUAGAAACUAUGUUUGGAUGCUGUCAUGUCAGUGAUAUACUAGAAAACCCAUGCAAAUUUUGAAUAAUUUUUUUAAAAAUCAGAAUGCGCAACAUAACUACACUAAUAAUCCAGAAGUGUUGUUUUGUUUUGUUUUUUUAAAGUAUGGGUAGAGAAACUGUUACACCUAAUUAAACGUAAUGUCUUUGCUAGACUUGCAAAUCUGUAUUAUCAGAUGUUUAAAAAUGUGUGUAGAAAUAGCUACAUUCUGAAGUGAAUUGUGUGCACUUUACUUAUAUUUGGUCUGGCUUGUAGCAUUUAAAUGUAGGAUAUCAUUUAACAAUUUGGGGAGGAACUAUAGAACUUCGUUUUUACUGUAUAUUAAUACCAAUAUCUAAUGUUGGGGCUCGGAAGAUAUAACAUGUUAUCCCUGAGGUACGAUUUUAAAGUGCUAAGGAAAAAGUCCUUUUGGAACAAACCUUAUACUGCUGUAAUUCACACUACUGAAGAAUGCUUAAUGUCUCCUGCAUUUGUUUAAUCAAAUAGACAUGUAAAUGUAAGUAGCUAUGAUUACAGUAAUAAGAGGACUGGAGAAAAGCUGCUAUUUUUUUCACUAUUUAUGUUCUUACUAUUGCAAAACACAGCCCUAACAAUUAUUUAUACAAUUGAAGGUGUAAUAAUGGUGUUUUUCUACUCCAAUUCAGUGUAAUUAUGGUAACCUGUACUUUUAUUAAAUUAAACCUGGAAUAUUGUAGCUGUUCCAUGAGAACAAGUGAAGGUUUCCUGUUCUUUUCUUUCACUAUCACUGUUAAUUACUUGAGACCUAAUGUGCACUUAAAAUAUUAGAGAUCAUUUUAUGAAGUAAUGAUUUUUCUGAAGCUUAUGAAAGUAGUUUUCAUUGAUAUAUCAUUUGAUUAUAAUGAAUGAAUCAAUCUUAACAGUUAACAAAAAAACACUAGUUUUGAUGCUCUGUAUAUUCAGUGUCCUAGCAUUUAAUUUCUCUAAAAUGCAAGAAAGUCAUUGCAAUUUUUACAGAAUAUCUUUUUGUAAAUAAUAGAUUGUAACAUUUUGAUUGAGAUUUUUAAAUCCCCUUUCUCUAAUGUGCUGUGGAGGGAUAUCUACUGCCUCACAGCAGUACUAUGCCAAUACUACUUGUGCCCCUAGCAGAUUAGUCUAAUCUGAAGUUGAGACACUCCUACAUUUCUUCAUUCCCUUAAUAUGGACCAACCAUUACCAAUGAAACAGUUACACCUUGAACCAAACCCUCACUCUACUGUAUUAAUGAACUGUUGGUAUGAAUUAUGCUGUAUUACAUCCAGUAACUUUUGUUUGUUAUAAAGCAAGAUUAGCGAUUAUUCUUUGAAACUUCUAAUGUAAUAGGGUGUGCUCCUCACCAUGUUAAUGUGUCUAACUAGAUUGUAACAUGUAAGCAAUGCCAAUUUUCAACUUUUGGUUAUUACUUCAUGACUAUGUCUUAUUAGAUGACAUACUCGUAUGAAAUGUAGUAACUGGAGAAUGGUGUCUCAGAAUUUUUCUCUCUCAAAACUCUUACUUGAAUACUUUCAUUCCUAUAGACCAGCUGUUCUCAAACUGUGAGUCAGGACCCCAAAGUGGGUUGUGACCCCUUUUUAAUGGGGUCGGUAGACUUGCUGGGCCCCAGGGCUGAGGGCCGAAGCCCGAGCCCCACCACCUGGAGCUGAAACCCAAGGGCUUCAGCCCUGGUGGUGGGGCUCAGGUUUUGGCUUCAGCCCUGGGCAGCGGAGCUCAAGUUAUAGGCCCCCCCGUCCAGGGCUGAAGCUCUUGGGCCUCAGCUUUGGCCCCAUCACUUGGGGCGGUGGGGCUCAGGCUUUACCCUCCUGCCUGGGGCGGUGGGGCUCAGGUGUGCUUAGGCUUCGGUCACCCUCUCCUGGGAUCGUAUAGUAACUUUUGUUGUCAGAAGUGGGUCACGGUGCAAUGAAGUUUGAGAACCCCUGGUAUAGACAUAAGUGGAAGGGCAGGGAAUUAAUUUAUUUCUGUUGGUACCACUUGAGUAAUUGCAGACCUUAUUCCAUUUUCAAAUGUGUAUCAAGAAUAGGCUGUAGGAGUGCUGCUUAUGGAUAGACUAGCUUUUUGCCUUAUGAUACAAGUAUAAGUGUGCAUAAUUUCAUGCUGUGUUGUUUUGACCCUCACUGAAUUGCAGUUGUUUUUGUGUAGUGUUCUAAAUUAUUGAUGUACUGGAUAUAUUUUUUAAUCGUCUGUUUGAAUAUCUAGUGAAAUAAAAUUGUUUGCAUGAAAUAAAAUGCAUUUCUCAAUA